CUGCUGCUGCUGCUUGGUUGGUGUUGGUUGAAAGAUAUCUUCAACAAUGGCUUCUACUGCUCUUCUUUCUUCACCAUCCCAAUCCCUCAUUCGCUGCAAUCCUGUUUCCCCUGCCUCCUCUUCAUCGCCUCCAAGAUGCCAUCUUCGGAUUCCCAGCAAUAGCUCAUUUCCUGUAACUAGUCUAACGGAAACCAAAAGGAGGAGAUAUUUGGUAUGUGCAGUCGAUCAAGAUGCCGAGGAUGCGUUUAAAAAAACUGUGGAAGUCGAUAGACUUAUUGACAUGUUAAAGGGUGCAAGUGAUCGGGAACUGCAAAAGCUUGUUGUAGAAAAUAUUCUUGCUUUCAACGAGGGUUUCUGGAUACGACUUGCAGCUAGAUCAGACACCUGCAAAUCAGAUGAUGAUAAAAAGGAUUACGAAGAACUGGCUUCAUCUGUUAUGAGCAUAGUUGAUCGUGUUGUACACAAGACCAAUGAAAAAAUAGAGUCAGCUACCGAUGUUCUCAAGGAGAUUUUAAGACCUGUAGUUGAUGACAUAGAAGAGAUUUGUUGGCCUCCUCGGGAUCCUAAUUCCCUCAAUCUCAUGAAAAAAGAAGUAAACCAAAGGGAGCAGGAAGGCCAACUGGAUGAGGGAUUUCUAGCAGAAGUCAGUGCACAACUACGGCAGGCAAAGGAAGAUGGAGACAAGCCAGGUCUUGAGGCAAUGCUGCAGAAAGUUUUGCAACUCUACGCUUCAAGAAUCCUGUCAAAACGCAGUUAUGCCAUCAAAGGAAAUGAAGUUUUAAAAGCCGAGCAGUGUCUUGAGGAAAUUAUCAAAGCCCCAGAAUCUGAAUGGAAUAAGCUGUUGAUCGAUCAUUUGACUGCCGGUAAAGGUGAUAUCUCACCAGAUGAACUGUAUGCUGCCAUAAAGAAACGAAUAGAAAGGACACUGAUUCGAACGGAAGGAGGUUCUUAUCAGCAGCGUAUCCUUGUCGAGUUCUUAAAAGGCAUUCAAUCAAGAGCCGAGGAAAUUGCCCUCGUGCUUCAAGGCAAGCAAUGAUAAUAACUCAAAAGUCGGGUUUGAAGGUGCUUUUUUCUUAGUUUUUACAUGCCGAUCGUAUCAAAAACUCGGCACCACCCAAACCAGAUCGACUUGAAAUGAACCAAUGGGCAACCGAAUGGACAUGAAGAUGUCGAGUCGAGCCCCAUAAUACAUAGAUAUGUUGAGUAAAUGCCGUUAUUUGUAAUCUUAUAAGUGGUUGAGACAUUCUUACGAUAAAUUUAAAGAAGACGAGUUUGAAUUUGAUUA
Cynara cardunculus var. scolymus (artichoke) is the source of this 1285-nucleotide messenger RNA. RefSeq lists its product as uncharacterized. The coding region runs from base 47 to 1036 and encodes 329 amino acids. The record is from RefSeq and is a predicted model, not a curated record. NCBI's taxonomy places the organism in Eukaryota, Viridiplantae, Streptophyta, Magnoliopsida, Asterales, Asteraceae. The transcript has 11 exons.